AUGGGCCCAUGGCCCACGCGACGCGGUCGCAGUGAUUUCUCUUUUCCAAUUCCUAUUCACUCCAUUGCUUUCUCGUGUGAGGCUGCUGCAAGGAGAUGUUGCGCAUACCCAUCGACAUCCCGCGAUAGUACUUCGUUACCCGAGAUGCACCUCCGGUCUGGGUUACUUUCGUGGAUCCAGUCGCUGCAUUCCAGCGCCGUGGCUGCGGCUGACGCCAUUCGCACGGGAACAUGGAGAGAAAACCAAUAUCAGCUCCUUCAAGGAGCGCAACAGCAGAAAACCAAGCGCACGUUUACCUUCGCAGGGCUGACGACAGCGGCCAUUCUGUUUCUUUGGCUUCUCGCCUCCAAUGGGCAGCAUGGUCCCCUCGACAAACGCUCAUGCGAGCAUCCAGUUGCUCGCCUUGUCUAUGAUGCCACGAAAGCGUUCAACGAAACCUUGGAACACCAAUCUACCUCGUUGGCCGGAGCCGUGGCUGAAUACCAACGACGGUAUAAUAUGCCACCACCUCCGCACUUUGACGAAUGGUACGCCUUUGCGACGGCACGAAACACUGUCUUGAUUGAUGAAUUCGACACUAUCUAUCACACUUUACAGCCCUUCUGGGGGCUUGAACCCCGCACGAUUCGUUCGCGCGUAAGAGAGGAUCUCGGAUUCGACAACCACGUUAUGGGUGUUGCUAUUCGAGACGGCAGGGCUAUGCAUUUGGGCAAUGGCCAGGGAGAAUUCCAGAAAGAUGCCACGCUCAGGAUUCUUGAAAAGUUUUCUCAAUGGCUGCCAGACAUGCUAUUGGAAUUCAACGUACACGACGAGCCGCGAGUGGUCAUUCCACAUGAAGAACUUCACAUGCUGAUCACCAGGGGCUAUGAAACUCAAGCUCGGUUAAACCAGAACUCGACGUUGUCAAACAUUUUCUCCAAGGGCGAUUCGCAUGACCCUCUUCCACCAGAGGAAGUCUUCACGAGCAGAUUCAACAACAUUGAGCGCCAGGAGACCUGGCUUUACUCCCGACUGUCAUGUCCACCAGACACACCCGCCAAGUCUCUCGAUGGCAACGCACCAGAUAACUCCAGUGCGUACGCCAUAGAGCCUUUGGGGUUCGUCUUCAACCACACUGCCGCCAGUGACAUGUGUAACAGCCCGUCACUACGACACCGCCUCGGUGUUUUCGAACGCCCAAACGCUUUCAAGCUAACAAACGAACUUACGCCCGUCUUCUCCAUGUCCCACCCGUCCUCAUUCCAGGACAUCGCGGUCCCUUCGCCAUACUACUACGAAGGCAUCGCGCACUACGACGAAAACACUUCAGUCGAGUGGGAGAACAAGAGGCGCCAACUCUACUGGCGUGGCAAAACAACUGGCGGACAUAGUCGUGGUGGCACAUGGGAAAAUUUCCAGCGUCAGCGCAUUAUCGGCAAUUUGACCCAUCCCCGAUCCCCCCAGUAUUUGCUCCAGCCCAAAAGCGGCUCAGCUUGUAUCCCAGGUCGCACCGAAGGCUGGGAGGUCCAGCAGGCCAAUAGAUCCCAGAUAGAGGGAUUCUUCAAUACGCAUUUCGUUGAAAUCAUUGAUUGCGACGAAGACUGCAUGGACGAGGAAGAGUUCUUCGACGACGUCGUAGAACCAGAUCCACCAGAAGAAGCCUGGAAAUAUCGGUAUCUGCUCGAUAUGGAUGGUCAUGCUUACAGCGGACGAUUCUACGCUUUCAUGCGCAGCAAGAGCGUCCCGUUCAAGCUCACAUUCUUCCGGGAAUGGCAUGAGGACGUACUCGUUCCGUGGGUCCACUAUGUGCCGAUUAAUAAGGAUGGGAAUGAAAUUCCGGAGUUGGUGCGCUUCUUCGAGCAGGACCCUGCGGGUCAGCGGAUUGCGAGGUCUAUUGGUGAAGACGGCCAAGCUUGGGCUGCUAGGACGAUUAGGAAUGAUGAUAUUGACGUUUACAUGUUCCGGCUUUUCUUGGAGUAUGUUUUCGACCACGCAUUGGUUUCGUGUUGGUUAUGCUGA
Molecule: messenger RNA, 1998 nt
Organism: Penicillium soppii
Lineage: Eukaryota; Fungi; Ascomycota; Eurotiomycetes; Eurotiales; Aspergillaceae
Product: Lipopolysaccharide-modifying protein
Exons: 1
Coding region: 1-1998 (665 amino acids)
Source: RefSeq, a predicted model, not a curated record